AUGACCACUUACACAGAAGCAUCUCCAAUAACUAUCCCUUCAGAUAUUUUGGAUGAUUUAAGCAGCCGUUUCAUCAUCAACGUACCCGAGGAAGAACGUAAAGAAUUAGUCAGGCUGUGCUUUCAGAUUGAAUUAGCUCAUUGGUUUUAUUUGGACUUUUAUUGUACAGAAGAUAGCCAGUUAAGACAGUGUUCUAUGAGGGAAUUCUCACAUAUCAUUUUUAAUCACAUUCCGUUUCUUCGAGAGCAUGCCAAUAACGUCGAUACUACUUUGGAUACCUGGAGGGAGUAUAAGAUGGCGGUUCCUACGUUCGGAGCCAUACUGCUCGACGAGAAAAUGGAGAACGUGUUGUUGGUUCAGGGCUAUUGGGCCAAAUCCAGUUGGGGUUUCCCGAAAGGAAAAGUGAAUAAAGAAGAACGCCCCCACGACUGCGCGGUGAGAGAAGUGUUGGAAGAGACGGGUUUCGAUAUAAGUAAACUGAUCGAUAAAGAAGAAUUUAUCGAUCACUGCGUUAACGAACAGCAGAUCAGACUGUAUAUAAUUACAGGCGUUACCAAAGAUACGAAAUUUCAGCCAAAAACAAGAAAGGAAAUAAAGAGUAUCGAAUGGUUUCCGAUUAACGAUCUUCCCUCGCAUAAAAAAGACCAAGUUUCCAAAACAAAUCUUGGGUUAGGACCAAAUGCAUUUUUUAUGGUAAUUCCAUUUAUAAAACCUCUGAGAAAAUGGAUAGCUUCAAAACAAAAGAAGCAUUUACAAAAUCAGAAUGCGAUAAAUCAUGGUAAUCAGCCGCACGUGUCGAAUUCUCAGUAUGUGGAAAAGUCGAAACAGAAACCUCAGUAUUAUAAUCUUAUGGUUCAGAACGAAUUUGCCGAUUACAUGAGAAAUAAAGACAGUCGCAGCCAUAAAUUUAAUUAUUCUCCUCCUCCUCGAAUGCAGCGAUUAAAACAACACAAGCAACUUAACGACAGUAAUGAAUUUAAAGACAAUUAUUUGAGAAAUGAUGAAGUAAAUUCAGAAAGAAAUGGGAAAUCAAAUAGUCCAUCCGUUGCCACAUCACUGAAUGGUGUCUUACAAAAUAAAAGAGAAGAAAACUUUUCUAAUCUUAGUUUGAUCAAACGCAUACCUGAAGAUUUAAGUUUCUGGAUCGGAAUGUGUUUUCCUUCUGUUUGCCAGGAAGAUGACAUCCAGUACAUGACACAAGCAGUGGUUUAUAAUUUGGGUUUUACAACAAAUGUUAUGGAAUGUCAGACAUCGUCGUCUAAAGAAUUAACAUUAUUUCAGAUUUUUAUAAUAGCACUGUUUAGUGCAUUUAUCAUAUUUGCAACUGCAGGAACUAUUUUUGAUGUGACAAACACACAAUUUACUAAAAGUGAAGAUAAACCAUCCUACAAAA
Centruroides sculpturatus (bark scorpion) is the source of this 1393-nucleotide messenger RNA. Its product is annotated as m7GpppN-mRNA hydrolase-like. Lineage: Eukaryota; Metazoa; Arthropoda; Arachnida; Scorpiones; Buthidae. The record is from RefSeq and is a predicted model, not a curated record. Gene Ontology annotation, cellular component: P-body; cytoplasm. Gene Ontology annotation, molecular function: manganese ion binding; RNA binding; 5'-(N(7)-methylguanosine 5'-triphospho)-[mRNA] hydrolase activity. The annotation marks the transcript as partial. The transcript has 4 exons. Gene Ontology annotation, biological process: deadenylation-dependent decapping of nuclear-transcribed mRNA; nuclear-transcribed mRNA catabolic process, nonsense-mediated decay.